AGUGUGCUGUCAGCGGUGGUGCUAUCACUCAUCCCCAUGAUCCGCCCCUUCUCCUGGCAAUCCGUGCUUCUGCCCAUUCUGCCCAGCCAGCUCCUCACAUUCCUUGAUGCGCCCGUGCCUUUCCUCGUGGGCAUGCAGUACAAGACAGGGGAGCUCAAGGACCGAGCCACCAACCUCAUUCGAGUGAACAUUCCCAAGGACAAGGUGAAGGUGCCCACAUACCUGCCGCGCCUGCCCGACGAGGUGGACCUGUACAGCCGCCUUGAGCCCUACCACUCUGCUCUCGCCUCCAUACCUCACACUGACAAGCGCCCCAUGUACCGCACCACUGAGGACCAGGUGGCGGCAGCGGAUGGCUUUCUGCUGACGCUGAGGAGCUACAUCGACACCUUCUGCACCGACGUGCGCAUUCACACCAUCACCAGCGUCAAUGCGGGCGGGCAGCGGGUGUCGCUUCUCCUCAAGGAGAGCUUUGUCAACGGCUUCCCAGAGGAUGACCAGGAAUUCUUUCAGGUGUUCGCUGGCACCCAACUCUUCACCAUGCAUAUCGAUACAUUGCUGGCCUCCGAUGAGGUUAUAACAAUGGCGUUUCGACGUGUGCUUAGCCGCGUUGCGUCGUCUGUCCGACAGGCCACUUCCAAGCCCGGCGGAGUUCUCAAGGGAGUGGAGGACGCCGCGCCGCACCGCCUCUCCUCCACGUUGCCGCAGCGCGUGCCGGAGUUGGUGGACCUGCGCGAGACGAUGGAAGAGGUGGUGCCGGAGCAGCGCGCGCGACUCGCGGAGAUUAAAGCCAAGUACGGCGACAUGGUCUUGGGUGACGUCACCGUCAACAUGGCGGUGGGCGGAAUGCGCGGCAUCAAGGGCCUUCUCUGGGAGACGUCACAGCUCGACCCGCUCCAGGGCAUAAAGUUCCGCGGGCUGUCCAUACCUGAGUGCCAGGCGCAGCUGCCCUCCGCGCUCGACGGCGGCCAGCCGCUGCCCGAGGCGCUGCUCUGGCUGCUUCUCACGGGCGAGGUACCCACGGAGGAGCAGGCGGUGUCACUCGCUGUGGAGCUGCAGGACAGAGCGCGACUGCCAGACGCGGUGUGCCAGGUGAUAUGGUCGCUCCCCCCAUCACUCCACCCAAUGGCCCAGCUCUCCAUAGCCGUCCUCGCCCUGCAACGCACUUCCAAGUUCGCUGCCGCCUACCACCGCGGCACGCACAAGCGAGACCUCUGGCGCUACGCACUAGAAGACAGCCUCGAUCUGAUUGCCGCCCUGCCGGAGAUCGCCGCCCGGAUCUACAACCGCAGCUGCAAGGAGGGCGGCGCGCGGCCGGGCGUGCGGGCGGCGCGGGAGGAUCUGGACUAUGCGGGGAAUCUAGCGCACAUGAUGGGGUUUGACGAUGAGCGCAUGGACGAGCUGCUACGGCUGUACCUCACCAUUCACGCGGACCACGAGGGCGGCAAUGUGAGCGCGCAUGCCACCCACCUGGUCGGGUCGGCGUUGUCCGACCCUUUCCUCGCCCUCUCUGCUGGUCUCAACGGGCUCGCUGGCCCGCUACACGGGCUGGCCAAUCAGGAGGUGCUGGGGUGGUUGCAUGCACUGAGAGCGGAGUUGGGCGAGAGACCUAGCAAGGAGCAGCUGGGGGAGCACGUGAGGCGGGGGCUGGCAGCAGGGAGGGUGGUGCCGGGGUAUGGGCAUGCGGUGCUGCGCGUGACUGAUCCGCGCUACUCGUGCCAGCGGGAGUUUGCUCGGCAGUAUAUGGCGCACGACCCCAUGGUGCAGCUGGUAUCAGACCUGUAUGAGGUCGUGCCGCCCAUACUGCAGGAGACGGGCAAGGUGCAGAACCCAUGGCCCAACGUGGACGCGCACAGUGGCGUGCUGCUGCAGCACCUGGGGUUAACCCACGCCAACUUCUACACCGUGCUGUUCGGCGUCUCUCGAGCCAUGGGCGUUCUCUCUCAGCUGGUGUGGGACCGGGCCUUGGGAUUGCCAUUGGAGCGACCCAAGAGCAUCACCAUGGACUGGAUUCAGCAGCAUGCAGCUGACACAGGCUUUAAGGCCAACUCUCACACACACACACAUGCCCCCAAGGCUGCAGCAUGA
Closterium sp. Yama58-4 is the source of this 2088-nucleotide messenger RNA. The record is from the annotation of a GenBank genome assembly. Lineage: Eukaryota; Viridiplantae; Streptophyta; Zygnematophyceae; Desmidiales; Closteriaceae.